This is a messenger RNA of Panonychus citri (citrus red mite), 3486 nucleotides long. Its product is annotated as polypeptide N-acetylgalactosaminyltransferase 1-like. NCBI's taxonomy places the organism in Eukaryota, Metazoa, Arthropoda, Arachnida, Trombidiformes, Tetranychidae. The transcript is spliced from 7 exons. Gene Ontology annotation, cellular component: Golgi apparatus. The record is from RefSeq and is a predicted model, not a curated record. Bases 319 to 2382 code for a protein of 687 amino acids.
GUUUGCCAACAAAUAGAAAUGAAUUGUGAUGUUAAUUGUUUUCUAUUAAAUUAGUGAUUAUCUUAAUUUGAAUGAUGAUUAGAAUUAAUUUCUAAAACAAUUAGUCUCUAUUGUUCACCUGAAAUCAACGGCAACAAUUAACAUUGUUGUUGGGGUUGUGUGUUUUUUGUUACAAUUAAUUUUCAUGAUCAAAUCAAUUUCCAGUAACCAACCAACCAGCAAGAGAAAAUAAUAAAUAAUAUAAUAUAAUUAAUACACAAGUGAAUUAGUGAUUUAGUGAAUUAAUUAAUUUGUUAAUUACAAUUGUAAUUGAGAGUAAUGUUACUACAAUUAGGUGAUAAUUUAUCCUGUCAUCAAACUUUGUACAGAAUGUUAAUCCGAUUCCGUCUAUUCAAUAGAUGGUCAAAUUAUCGGUUAAUUGUUUUAUCUUCAUUCAUUUGGAUUCUAAUUGGAUUCAGUGUUCUUGUAUAUUAUAUGGAUUGUCUUGGCGAUUCUGGGACUAAUUGUAUAGGUGGUAAACAACGUAAACUAUUUGAUAAUGUUAAUAAUAAUAAUAAUAAUUUAAUUAAUUCCAAUUCUAAUUACAACUCUAAUAAUCUCGGAGACUCAUCAUCAUCUAAUGAACAACAACAACAACAACAACAAAUGAAAAACCUGAUUGGUAUUCAAAGUGAUAAUAGUGAUUUAAUAAAUUUUGAAAGUGAUAAUUCAUUAGAAACAUUAAUUGAACAUAAUUCAGUUCUACCUCCAUAUAAAUUACAACAAUUGAGACGCUGGAAACCCCCAGUUACAAUUAAUAAUCCAAGUUCAUGGCCAGGGGAAAAAGGUAAACCCGUUAGCAUACCCAAGGAAGAGGAGUCUCUGAAAAAUGAGAAAUUUAAACUAAAUCAAUUUAAUUUAUUGGCGAGUGAUAGGAUUGCUUUAAAUAGAUCACUUCCUGAUGUCCGAAUGGAUCUAUGUAAAAAGAAACGUUAUCCAAGCGAAUUACCGACGACAAGUAUUGUAAUCGUUUUCCAUAACGAGGCUUGGUCAACCCUUUUAAGAACAGUUCAUAGUAUAAUACGAACUUCACCUCGAACUCUUCUCGAGGAGAUAAUUCUGGUCGAUGAUGCAUCUGAAAGUGAUCAUUUGGGUAAAAAACUUGAGGAUUAUGUUGCAACUCUCAAUGUUCCAGUUCAUGUUUUACGAACUGGGAAUAGAUCGGGACUAAUAAGAGCUCGUCUUUUGGGGGCAUCUCAUGUGAAAGGUCAAGUGAUUACUUUUCUCGAUGCUCAUUGUGAAUGUUCAAAGGGAUGGUUAGAACCUUUAUUAUCACGAAUUCGAGAGGACCGGAGUCGAGUAGUUUGUCCAAUCAUUGAUGUGAUAAGUGAUGAUAACUUUGAAUAUAUUCCUGCAUCUGAUAUGACUUGGGGUGGAUUUAAUUGGAGACUUAAUUUUAGAUGGUAUCGAGUACCUCAACGAGAGAUUGAUCGUCGAAAUGGUGAUCGAAGUGAACCAGUAAGAACACCAACUAUGGCUGGAGGAUUGUUCUCAAUUGAUCGUGAUUACUUUGAAUAUCUUGGUAAAUACGAUGAGGGUAUGGAGAUAUGGGGUGGAGAAAAUCUUGAAUUAUCUUUCAGGAUUUGGAUGUGUGGGGGCACAUUGGAGAUUGCAACUUGUUCCCAUGUUGGUCAUGUCUUCCGUAAAUCGACACCUUAUACUUUCCCCGGUGGAACGACAAAAAUAGUUAACCACAAUAACGCUCGGUUGGCCGAUGUUUGGCUUGACGAGUGGAAAGAUUUUUAUUACGCAAUUAACCCGGCGGCGAAAAAAGUAAAUAAAGGUGACACCAGUGAUCGUAAAGAAUUGAGGGAAAGGUUAAAGUGUAAAAGUUUCCGUUGGUACCUUGAAAAUGUUUACCCUGAAUCUCAAAUGCCAUUGGAUUAUUAUUCGUUGGGUGAGAUUCGUAAUGUUGCCAUAAAUCAUUGUCUUGAUACUUUUGGACGCAAGAGCGGGGAAAACGCAGCAAUGAGUCAGUGCCAUGGGAUGGGGGGUAAUCAAGUGUUCGCUUAUACCAAAAGAAAACAAAUAAUGUCGGAUGAUAAUUGUCUCGAUGCUUCUAAUGGUAAAGAGCCCGUUAAAUUGAUCCGUUGUCAUGGAAUGGGAGGUAAUCAAAUGUGGGACUAUAAUACGAAAGAUCGGACAAUUGUUCACGUCAACACUGGCCUUUGUUUAGAUAAAUUUGAUCAGGCCAAAGACUCAACGUUACCGCAAUUAAUUGAAUGUGAUGGACGAAAAUCCCAACAAUGGGUAAUGAAUUCAAAUUUCAAAUGGCAAGCAACGGAUCACAAUAAUACCAAUAAUGGUGAAAAGCAUCAUGAACUUGGUGGUGCCAAUGAAUAAUAAUCUACCUGAUUAACAGAAUCGACAAAAUUGUUCUAAUUAAUUAAUUUUCUCGAGAUGCAAAAGUGUUUACCUAAUGGAAACUCAACAAUCUAUUGUGCUCACCAUUCACGAUCAUGUUUAACAAUUAAGUUAAACAUUAAACUUAUUAAGUUUUCUCUUCCAAAAAUUAUCUAAAUUGUGGUUAAUAUAAUAAUUAACUGCAGCUGAUUAACUUGCUCAUCUUCAACAAUAACAAUAACAACAACCAACAUCAUUUAAUUGUUUACUUACAUAUAAUAUUAUUAAUACAAGAAAGGAAACUGUAACUUCAAGUCAUCAAGUGUAAUUUAAACGAUGAUCAAAGUAUUAAUUACCUUUGAUUAUUAUCGUAACCAAACGGGCUAAUUGUGAUUAAGAUUUUGAUCAAGAUUAAAUGUUGGAAAGACACAAGAAAAGGAUUCAACUAAUUCCAAUUAAAUGUUCAACAUUCCUUCAACCAUCCAACAUUGAAUCUCAGCAAUUAUCAUCAUCUUUCUCAUCAUCUCUCUCAUCAUCUUCGUCUUCUUAUUCUUGUUUUUUUUUGUCCAUCUCGCAUGAACGAUUGUUUCAAUUUCAUCAUUAAUUUAAUUCGUAAUCAAUUGUGCCUUUUAAUAGAUUAACGCACCACAAUUCAACUAAUCAACCACAACAACAACAACAAUUAUUGGUUCUCCAUUUUUAUUAAUAACUUCAUAAUUAACCAUUUUGAUUCAUCUAACAAAUUGCUACUUAAUCUACCUGAUUAAUUAAUUGAUAUACAUUUAUAAUCAUCAAUAUAUUUAUGGUUUCACUCAAAAUCAAAUUGCUCUUCGUUAACUUAAUCAUGUCUGAUCAAAUUACAUUAAUAGUUAGAGAAAAGAAAAUCUCUUGAUAUUAAUUUUCUUUCAAUUUAAUUGUUAGAAAUCAACUUAUUAUUAUUAGCUAAGAAUAGUUUAUGUUUUCCUAAUUACCAAUCAAAUGAAACCUUUUUUAGUUCCUUCUAAUUAAUCAAAUUUUUGAUUGAUCAACAUGAUUAAAGUUUCACAAUUUUGAUUGAGUUAAACCAAUAGAAAGUUUUAUGUAAAACAAUUUGAUUGAUUUCAU